AAUUCGCUGCGAUCGUGACACAACUCCCGCCAGACCAACGGACGAGAUGAACCAGAUCAAGACGAUCGUCGACGAUUGCAUUGCCGACAUGUGGAUGGCGCUGGACCCGAACGGCAAGGGCGUCCUGGAGAAACACACGGCGCAGUACUUUGUGAGCCUCCUGUCCUGCGCCAUUGAAGCCCACGGCGGCCAAGUGGAACCAUUUGACUUUGACAACGACUUCGACGAGUUCGACACGGACGGCGACGGCAAGUUGAGUCGAAGCGAGAUGCGGUCAUUCGUCGAGCAGUUGAUGGGCAUCCCCCUGAUAUCGUACUUUCGAUUCGGCGGCCCCAUGGUCAACGCCGCCGACCACCGCCAAUGCAUUGAAUCCCUUUAACUUAUCACUGUAAUAUCCAAACUUUGUACAAUGCUUAUA
Molecule: messenger RNA, 418 nt
Organism: Aphanomyces astaci
Lineage: Eukaryota; Oomycota; Saprolegniomycetes; Saprolegniales; Verrucalvaceae
Exons: 1
Coding region: 47-379 (110 amino acids)
Molecular function (GO): calcium ion binding
Source: RefSeq, a predicted model, not a curated record